UUGGCAGAAUUGGCUCGAACGCAUAUUUUUUGACCCUGGUUCCUCACAUUGUUGCAGUCUAUACCUGCAAAAUGUCCUACAAAGGCUUUGAUGCCACACCCCAAGCGCAGGGCCUCUAUGACCCUCGAUACGAAAAGGACAGCUGCGGUGUUGGAAUGGUCGCAGACCUCACAGGCAAACCAGCACGAGACAUCGUUGAUGGCGCACUGCAGGUGCUUGAAAACUUGGAUCAUCGAGGCGCCCGGGGCUGCGAGAAGGACACAGGAGAUGGUGCAGGUAUUCUCUGUGGGAUUCCCGACAAGUUUAUGCGGCGUGUAGCAUCGGAGUUGUCAGUGGAGCUGCCUCCUCCGCGCCAGUACGCAGUGGGGAAUGUGUUCUUGGACCAAGGUGAAGAGGGCACCAAAGAAGGAAAGCGUAUUUUUGAACAGGUCUUGGGGUCGAUUCCUGGACUUCGUUUGCUCUUGUGGCGGCGAGUACCUGUGGAUUCGGAGUGUCUGGGGAAGACGGCCAAAGAUCAUGAGCCAACAAUAGAGCAGGUCUUCAUUGCAGCAGAAGGCCAACUGAAGACCGAUUUGAAGCGCUUCGAAGCAGCCUUGUUUGUGCUGCGAAAGCGUUCAGCAAACCUUGCAGCGCAGCAGCCAGGGCUGCCAUUCUAUGUGUGCUCCCUAUCUCCUCGAGUGUUGAACUACAAGGGAAUGCUGACGUGCCCAGGUUUAGUGCGCUACUUUCUGGAUUUGCAGGAAGAUGAUUUUGAGUCUCAUGUUGCGUUGGUGCAUAGUCGCUUCUCGACCAACACUUUUCCAGCUUGGCGACGAGCGCAUCCCUUCCGGCAUAUUUGUCACAAUGGUGAAAUCAACACGCUGAAAGGAAACGUCAACUUUGCGCGAGCCCGAGAAGGUCUGAUGAGCUCUGAACUCUUGGGAGCUGAGCUGGAACAGUGCUUUCCAUUGAUGGAGAUGGAUCAGACCGACAGUGGCAUUUUUGACAACUUCCUGGAGGUCCUUGCGAUCUCAGGGCGUAGCAUGCCUGAAGCGGUUGCAAUGAUGAUGCCUCCAGCAUGGGAGAAUGCAGAAGAGUCCAUGGAUCCAAAGAUCCGUGACUACUACAAGUUUCAAGCUGCGCUUCUGGAGCCUUGGGACGGACCAGCCCUGGUCUGUUUCACCGAUGGCGAUGGCGUAGGAGCUUCGCUCGAUCGGAACGGGCUUCGUCCAUGCCGAUAUUACGUGACGAACGAGAAGAGGAUGAUUAUCUCCUCAGAAUGUGGAGUUCUCAAGCUUCCAGCCGAAUCCAUCGUUGAGAAGGGACGUUUGUCUCCCGGUAAGAUGCUGUGGGCUGACUUUGCCAAGGGCACAUUGACCAAGGACUCAGAGCUGAAACAGUCCUUCGCUGCGCCCUCGCCCUGGGGCGACUGGCUCAAAAACGAGUCCAUUACAAUGAAAACUCUGCUGGCUGCUAAGAAGCCAGCAACCAACAUCACCGACGACCUGCGAGCGCCCUUGCUGCGGAGCUUUGGAUACACCCAGGAGUCACUUGAGCUUCUGCUACUUCCAAUGGGCCGGGAUGGAGAAGAAGCCCUUGGUAGCAUGGGCAAUGACACCCCAUUGGCAUGCCUCUCUGAGCAGAAUCGACCAGUCUUCGACUUCUUCUACCAGCUUUUUGCGCAGGUGACCAACCCACCCAUUGACCCUAUCAGAGAGGCGGUGGUGAUGAGCCUAGGUUGCUGGGUGGGUCCUGAGACGAAUGUCCUGGCCAAUCCAAGCCCCCGCCAUUGCCAGCGGCUUUGGCUCGACCACCCAUGCUUGCUACCAGCUGAGAUGGCUGCGCUGCCGAUGACGAAGGAUUUGAAGGGUUGGGAGAUGCGAACUGUGGAUAGCACCUUCCCCAUGGCCGAAGGUGCCGCUGGCAUGGAGCGGCACUUGGUGCGCGUGGCCAACGAGGCUGUUUGGGCGGCCAAGAAUGGCUACCAGAUCAUCGUCCUCUCUGACAGGGCCAGCGGUGAAAAGCAAGUGCCUUUGCCGUCGCUUCUCUCCUGCGGCGCGGUGCACCAAGCCCUGGUAAAGCACAAGCUCCGCACCAAGGUGGCCUUCAUUGUGGAGAGCGGAGAACCCUAUGAGGUGGCGCACCAUGCCUUGCUGCUAACCUUCGGUUGCGACGCUGUGUUCCCUUACAUGGCAUACGAAGCUUUGCGGGUGCUUGCAAGUGAAGGGAAGUUUGGAGCAGACUGGACCACAGAGACCGGCUUUGCCAAGUACCAGAAGGCUGUUGGCAAAGGCCUUCUGAAGAUUAUGGCGAAGAUGGGCAUCUCCACGUUGAGAAGCUACAAGGGUGCACAGAUCGCUGAUGCCAUUGGCCUCGGCAAGGAGGUGGCUGAGAUGUGCUUCACUGGCAUCGCCAGUCAGCUGGGCGGCUUGGGCUUCGAGCAGAUUGCCUUGAGGUCGUUGGGCGUGCACGAUCGGGGCUUCUCCCCAGAUGGAGGCCUCACGGUGAAGAGCCUCUUUGCCAGCUUGCCGAAUGAGGGCAAAUACCACUAUCGUCAAGGAAGUGAUGCCGAGAAGCAUUUGAAUGAUCCCAUGGUGAUUGCUAAGCUUCAGGAGGCAGCAAGGACGAAUUCCAGGGCUGCGUAUGCAUCGUUUGCAGCGCUGCACAACAAUUUGGUGAAGGCCUCGUCCAUCCGAGGACAGCUGGACUUCAAGCCGCCGAGGCAAUACGGACGUGCUGCAUUGCCUCUCGAUGCAGUGGAACCUGCCAGCGAGAUUGUGAAGCGCUUCAGAACAGGUGCCAUGUCCUAUGGAUCUAUCUCCAUGGAGGCACACAGCACCUUGGCCAUCGCCUUGAACCGACUGGGUGGCUUCUCCAACACCGGAGAAGGUGGUGAGGAUCCGGCCCGGUAUGAGCCGUUGCCGAACGGAGACUCCUUGAAGUCUGCCAUCAAGCAGGUGGCCUCUGGGCGUUUUGGAGUGACCAUGGAGUACUUGUCCAGUGGCUUGGAACUGCAGAUCAAGAUGGCCCAAGGAGCCAAACCUGGAGAAGGAGGUGAGCUGCCCGGGAAGAAGGUGCAGGGAGGCAUCGCCAAGACUCGCAACUCCACACCGGGCGUUGGCUUGAUCAGCCCUCCGCCCCACCACGACAUUUACUCUAUCGAAGACUUGGCACAGCUGAUUUUCGAUUUGAAGAAUGCCAACCCGGACGCUGGCGUGAGCGUGAAGCUGGUGAGUGAGAUUGGUGUAGGUGUGGUGGCCACUGGAGUGGCCAAAUGUAAGGCGGAUCACAUCUUGAUCAGUGGCUGUGAUGGUGGUACUGGUGCAUCCAAGUGGACUGGCAUCAAGCACGCAGGCGCUCCUUGGGAGAUUGGCUUGGCUGAAACCCACCAGACCCUGGUGCUCAACGGCCUCCGUGGUCGCGUGACCCUCGAGACGGAUGGUCAGCUGCGUACUGGCCGUGACGUGGUCAUCGCUGCGUUGUUGGGAGCAGAACGUUUCGGCUUUGCCACUGCACCGCUGAUCGCUAUGGGAUGCAUUAUGAUGAGGAAAUGCCACCUCAACACAUGCCCUGUGGGCAUUGCCACGCAAGAUCCCGUGCUGCGGAAGAAGUUUGAAGGUCUUCCAGAGCACGUCGUGAAUUACCUCUUGUUGGUCGCUGAGGAGGUGCGUGUGCUGAUGGCAAAGAUGGGCUUCCGCAACAUGGAUGAGCUCAUUGGUCAUGCCGAGGUCUUGAGGCAAGAUCCUUCCGUGCGAGGGCCCCUACAGCUGGAGGCUGUUUUGGCCCCUGCACACCAGCUUCCAGAUGCCGGAAAGAUGGGCAAAGUGGAGAAUCGCAAACUCUACACGCAAGAACACUUCAUGGUUCUCCAGAGGAUGAUCGACAGAACUCUGGUUGAGGAGUGCAAGAUGACCUUCCGCUAUGGUGAGCGCUCGUACGCCGUCAACAACCAGUUGAACAACGCCGAUCGCACAGUCGGAACGCUUCUUUCUCAUGAGAUCUUCAUGCGAUGGGGAUCAAGCUUGCCUCCAGGAACCUGCCACUUGAAGCUCUCUGGAACUUCCGGCCAGUCCUUCGGUGCCUUUGCAGUGAAAGGUGUCUUGCUGGAGCUGGAGGGCGAUUCCCAGGACUACUUUGGCAAGGGCCUCAGCGGCGGUGCACUUGUGGUGUACCCACCGCGCAAGGCCACUUUUGAGGCUGCGAAGAACAUUAUCAUCGGCAACACCGCACUCUAUGGAGCGACCGCGGGUGUGGCCUUUGUGAACGGCAUCGCAGCGGAGCGCUUUGCGGUGCGAAACUCCGGCGUGUGGGCCGUUGUGGAGGGUGCUGGCGACCACUGCUGCGAAUACAUGACAGGUGGUCGAGUCAUGGUGCUCGGAGGUGUUGGAGACAACUUCGGAGCAGGCAUGAGCGGCGGAAUUGCCUGGAUCUAUGAUCCGACGAAGACCUUCGAGAAGAGGGUCUUGCCACAGGACUUGGAGGUGGGCCGCGUGCAGCCUGGCAGCUCCUUGGAUGUUUACGAGAGCGAGGAGAAGGACCUGUUGUCGCUCUUGGAGGCACACAAGAAUUGGACCCACAGUAAGGUGGCCACGGCCAUUUUGGAGAAGUGGCCGGCCAGUGCCACCGACUUCGUGCGGGUCUUCCCCAAGGACUUCAAAGCGGCAGUGAAGUCGGCUCUGGAACGCGGUGAGCACUCGCCCAUAGGCUCCAUGCGCGAGUACCUUCCUUCCCAAGAAGUCAUUAACGAUCCUCUGGUCAAGCAGCGGAUCCGAAAGCACCCCAAGGUGAGAAAGAGCUCCACCAUGGGUGAGGGUGAUGGAGAGCCCAAGAGUCUUGAUAUGGAGGACAUGGCCAUCUUCCAGAAGACGACCAAGGGAAAUCGCCCGCAGAAGAUUGAGGAUGCCAAGCUUGUCGCAAGCUCCAACCGAGGCUUCUUGGAAGUUGAUCGUGGGGAUCUGCCGAAGAGAGGAGUGGCAGAGCGCGUUGCGGAUUUCCAAGAGAUUUUGGCAAAGAAAGAUGAGGUGGCUGUCCAGACCCAGGCGUCCAGAUGCAUGGACUGCGGGACCCCGUUCUGUCACCAAAGCGUGACCGAUAAAUCGGGGUGCCCCUUGGGCAAUCUGAUUCCGGAAUGGAAUGACUUGGUGCGCAAGGGCGCGUGGUAUGAUGCUUUCAAGCGCCUCAUGUCCACCAACAACUUCCCGGAAUUCACUGGCCGCGUUUGCCCUGCUCCAUGCGAAGGCGCAUGUACUCUGGGUAUCAUUGACGAUCCUGUCGGCAGCCCAGCCUUGAGCCAUGAACGUAAAGACAGGCUACCGAUCUGCAUCCACAAAAAAACAUGUCAAAGAGGGAUAAACCUUGAGGACAAAAUUAUGUAA
This is a messenger RNA of Durusdinium trenchii, 5354 nucleotides long. Lineage: Eukaryota; Dinophyceae; Suessiales; Symbiodiniaceae. The record is from the annotation of a GenBank genome assembly.